AUGCUUGGUCGGCCUUAGAUUUCUUCACUCGUUGUGCCUCAGAGCUGUUUCUUCACUCACUCUUCUGUUUUACCCAGUCAAUCAUUCAGUGUUUAAGUUAAUUCCUUUUUGCAUACAGCUUUCUUUGCUGUUGCACCACGCUCCUUGACCCAUUUUGCGCAUUACCAAACGCCCCAAGACGCGCGCUCUGCCUUUGAUUCUCGGCGAACCAACCUAAGCUCUUGCCAACCCCAACCACACUUCUUGGAAAACAUCUUGUGCUCUCCCUAUCGAUAUGCGCGGACUCAUUGCAACCACGGCCCUGCUCGCAGGCGUGCAGGCUGCCGUUGACCCUAUUGUCAUCAAGGGGCAAAAGUUCUUCAUGAAGAACAGUGGUGAACAAUUUUUCAUGAAGGGUGUUGCUUAUCAACAGGAAGUAAACUCCAACACCACAGCCACUUCGACCGAUUCGCUCAAGAUCACCGACCCCCUCGCUGAUUCGUCAGCAUGCAAGCGCGAUAUCGCUAUGCUCAAGAAGCUCAACACCAACACCAUUCGUGUCUACGCUAUUGACCCCAAGAAGGACCACACCGAGUGCAUGACCCAGCUCGCAGAUGCUGGUAUCUACGUCGUUGCUGACUUGUCCGAGCCUGGACUGUCUAUCAACCGUGACGACCCUGGCUGGACUGUCGAUCUCUACAAUCGCUACACUAGCGUUGUUGAUGAGAUGAUGAAGUUUGACAACACCCUUGGUUUCUUUGCAGGUAACGAGGUUAGUAACCAGCCUAACAACACCGUUGCCAGUGCAUUUGUCAAGGCCGCUGUCCGUGACACCAAGGCCUACAUCAAGAGCAAGAACUACCGCGAGAUUGGUGUUGGUUAUGCCACCAACGACGAUGCCGAUAUUCGUGAGAACAUGGCCAACUACUUCGACUGUGGUGACAAGGACAGCGCUAUCGACUUCUGGGGUUACAACAUCUACUCCUGGUGUGGUGACUCUUCCUUCACCAAGUCCGGCUUUGACGUUCAGACCAAGAACUUUGAAAAGUACAACGUCCCCGUCUUCUUCGCCGAAUACGGUUGCAACACCCCCCGCCCCCGUUUGUUCACCGAGGUCAAGGCUCUCUAUGGCAAGGACAUGGUUAACACCUGGUCUGGCGGUAUCGUCUACAUGUACUUUGAGGAGGCGAACGAGUUUGGUCUCGUUUCUAUCAAGGACGGCAAGGCUGUACCCAACGACGAUUUCGACAACCUGUCUUCACAGAUUGCUAAGGCUACCCCAGUUGGUGUCAAGAUGGCUGACUACAAACCUACCAACACCGCCGCUGCCUCGUGCCCCAAGGUCACCGCUGGAAAGUGGGAGGCCGAGUCCGACCCUCUCCCCCCUCCUGCCAACUCUAACCUCUGCUCAUGCAUGAUGGAGACCCUCUCAUGUGUCGUCGCCGACAAGACUGAUGAGGACGACUUUGGCGACAUCUUUGGCUUCGUCUGCGGAUUGAAGGACGGCGAGUACUGUGCAGGCAUCAACAAGAACGCCACUUCUGGUCCCUAUGGUGUCUACGGUAUGUGCUCCAACCGUGAGCAGCUCUCUUUCGCUGUCAAUGCCUACGCCAAGAAGAACAGCGGCGGCUGCAACUUCAAGGGCAAGGCUACCACCCAGUCUGCCAACCCUAGCCCUACUGCUUCCGGCUGUGCUUCACUUCUCAAGGAGGCUGGUGCUGCUGGCACUGGCUCCGUCGCUGGCGGUGCUGCUGCUGCUGCCUCCAGCACCAGCUCCGCUGGCUCUGGCUCUGGCUCUGGCUCUACUGGCGCCGCUUCUGCCCUCUCCACUGACGGUGUCUUUGGUCUCGGUCUUUACAUGCUUGGUGCCGUUGCUUCAGGUAUGGCUAUGAUCCUGUUGUAGAUGAAAAACUCUUCUUGAUAGAAGGGCUAUUUGAUUGGGUUGUUGUGGGUUGACCUUGUAGUUUUUCACAUUUGCAUUGUUUGCGUGGGUUUGCGCUUAUUCCCAUUUGUAUCACUCGUUUUUCUAUAUCCUAUACCACCGUGUGUGGUCUGUCAUGGAAUGUCCUUUUUUCUGAAAGAAAUUGUAAUUA
Molecule: messenger RNA, 2072 nt
Organism: Bipolaris sorokiniana ND90Pr
Lineage: Eukaryota; Fungi; Ascomycota; Dothideomycetes; Pleosporales; Pleosporaceae
Product: carbohydrate-binding module family 43 protein
Exons: 5
Coding region: 275-1882 (535 amino acids)
Biological process (GO): fungal-type cell wall (1->3)-beta-D-glucan biosynthetic process
Cellular component (GO): cytoplasm; fungal-type cell wall
Molecular function (GO): 1,3-beta-glucanosyltransferase activity
Source: RefSeq, a predicted model, not a curated record